UUGUUUAGUAAUCAAGUCAACAUCGUUUAUGAAGUUAUAGAAUACAAAACUGUAAAAACGGAAACACAAAAAGAAGAUAACAGUGCCAACAAUGUUCUGGUCACCCACCUUUUUGUCGAGCUCACAUCGCUAGAUGAGUUAAGCUUUCCGACCAGUUCCUCCGCUAGAAUCAAGUAUACUUGUUUGGAUGCAUCUACGCAUUAUUUAGCUGUUGGCUCUACAACUGGAACCAUUUAUUUAUUUUCAAGAUUUGCUUCGAAACAUCGGAGUCGAUUAAGUUCAGUUCCGAUUCAAGUAGUUUCUACCAAGGAUGGUCCUGUUGUCAAGUUAUCAAUAUCACCUAAUGAGAAAUACUUGGCAACUGCAAGCAAGCGAGGUUCAUUGACAAUUACUGCUCUUACUGGUAUUGGCCAAAAUCCUACCAUACUUUUCUCAGUUGAUUCUCAUGUUAGCAGAGAUGAAAAUGGCCAGCCAGCUUAUGUCACAGAACUAUGUUGGUGCAAGGAUAGCUCUAAAAUCUAUGCCGGAGACACGAAAGGACAAAUCAGUCGGACUGUUAUUAAUAAGCGAAGUUUUUUUCGCUCUCCGAGCAAUAUAAUUUUUAAAACAGACAGCGAAAUUGUUCAGUUCGAUUUACGUGAUGACAUGUUGCUUGCUUCUACAAUGACAAGAUGCUGUAUCUGCAAUCUAAAAACUUAUAGUUGUAUUCAGGUAGGAAAAAAAUUACGCAGAGGUCGCCUUGGUGCUGUAUUCUAUACUGAUCAACAAGAAAAUUGUAUGGCAAAAAAUGGUCAGUCAGUACCGCAAAGUACAGACAUAUCUAACGAUUUGACAGCGAUAUUCGCAAGCCGUCCAAACGGUCGGUUGUGGGAAGCUAAUAAUCGCGGUGUUGUUUACAGCACUCACCAAUAUCGAAAUCUGAAAACUUUUUGUCGUUUUCCUGUUAUUUCGUUCAGAAAUAAUUGUACAAUAGACAGCGUAUUUAAUGGUGAGGAAAUUCGAAGUAUCGAUUUUGGACGUUUGAGUUUGAUCCGAUAUAAUAACAAUUCAUUUCUGAUGACAAAAGCAGGCACUUCAUUUUGCUUGAUCGACCCCACCGACAGUCAUCUGGUAUUAGUGAGUACAGCAGAUUUUUUAGGUUCAGUCAAUGAAUAUGCUGUAAACGAUACAGAUGUAUUUCUUUUGUCAUCUGAAACAGAUUACGUACUGAAUAAGUCAGCAUUUUCUUGGGAUCACAAGUUACUGGAAGACAUACUGAACAAAAUUAUAUUGCAGCAUUAUAGAUCGCAGAAUAUACAUGACACCUUGCGUAAACUUUUGAAGGAGACGAAGGAUAACGUCGUGAUUGAUCAGGCACCAAAACUAGCAGUUCAUCGUUUAAAUUCAGGCAUUCAUCGCGUUGUUCAAACUAGUGAAAAUAGUGGUUAUGAGGAUGACUUCACUUUUAGAGCACCUUCGCCUCUGCGGUUAAGAAGCAGAAGUAGUCCACGAACGGAAUCCAGAAAUACCUGGAAACGGAGAAGUUUACCUUUGAAUCAGUUGACUGUGCAAAGAAGUGAUGUAGAUAACUUAGAGCUUCAGAAUUCGGAAGAGCGUCGCAAAAAAUUAUUACAGGGAGCUCAAACUUUAUUAUUGAAUAAGGCCAAAGAGCCGACUAUGGAGUUAGUACGAGAUGGUGGAAUCGAGUCGCUGCAAACAUUACUAGACUUUUCCAAUACCUUGGUUUUAUUCGAUCAGCAAGUAACGGUUAGUGAUGUCAUCAAGGAUCUGGAUGCUGCGAAAAAGUUUCUGCAAUUAAUAACAAGCUAUAAAAAAAUAAAAGAAGAACAAAAACAGCGCACAAUGCAAAUUGAUUUCGAGAGUUUGUUUGGGCGCGCCGAUCCUCUACAAAUGUUGGAAAGAUGUAUAGAAAGCCUUCCAUCUAGUGUGAGUGUCAAUGUAGCUCGUCUUCAAACUGUUCGAAGAACCAGGCGAGGAGCGCGAAUCGUAAAAGGAAUUAAACCAUUAGGAAAGAAAAGUGUACUUUUUUGUCGUUUUUUCACUACUGAUUUAGUGUCAAAAAAAGAAUCUGUGAAAUCAGAGCAUUAUAUACAGUUUUCUCAGCAACAUUCAGUGGAGCAUCAUAAUCUCGCAUCGAAUAAGAAUUUAAGUCUGAACUGCACUGAAACUUUCAAUGGAGUUGAAAAGUCAAAACAUGGAUCGCUGAACCAAACAUUGAAGAUUGAUAUGAGGUCAUUGGAGAAAAGCUAUGUUAUUGAGAAAAAUUUUAUGGUUGUUCGACCGAUUGAAGUAACUUGGACGAUGAGUACUGAAAUAAAGGCAGAUGUUUUAGCUGAUAAUAAAAUUUCUGACACUAUAUUAUCAAAUGACGAUGAGGAAGAUGAAGGUCUUAUGCAACUUAGCGAAGUUACUAUCACACCAGCAGCUUUAUCAUCAUCUGAAGCAAGAAAUCUGCUUGAAGAAGAUUCAGUUUAUUGUCCAGUUUGCGACUUACAUAAGUCGGUUAAACCUUCUCUUAGACAUGCCAUAAUUGACAAAGUUUUAAAACUUUGGCAUUAUGUAAUGAUAUUUGGCCCAAAAAUGUGUCAGUUACGCGUUACCGUUGACUGUUUUGCUGUUGGUGGUGUACCCAUUGGAAUGAGACAAUGGUCAAACUUAUUUGAUUAUUAUAUUGCUGUUGUGGACUCAAAAAAUCCUGUCAAGAGCCUUUGCGAAGAUUGUUUAUCAUUUUUUGACUUUGACGGUCAUUUGAAAAAUAAAUCUUCAUCACUUCAAGACUUGAUUAAGCAGAAGCUAGGAACAAAUAUAGAGGAAGAUGACUUCAAAAAAGAAGUUCAGGAAACGAUCAGAUCUUGGGAUAGUAAUUUAGUAUAUCAGCUAUUUUUCACAGAUGACGCAAUACCUUCAAAAAGGUCCUCUCUAAUUUGCGGAGAUGCCGACAAUAAUAGGUUUGAUAUUUCGCAAGAGAAGCAGAAUGUAGAAUGUCCAAAAAAGUUCUUAUGGUUAUCGACUUUGAAGAUUUCUCAGCUACUUCUUUGCAUGCGCUACUGCGAAGGGCUUGAAACAGUUUUCCAGUAUUUGAAGAAUAAUAAACAAUUGGUGUCACGUUUGACUGCAGAGGACUGGCAGUGGCUAUUUGUUAUGAAGGCUUACGAACUGGAUAGAGCAUGUUACUUGAUGCCAAAAGAGGUUAUUGCUGAUUUGUUAACAGAAUUAAGAAUUUCAUUAAUAGAAGAUGUUGGAUCAGUUUUAUCUGCAUCAUUUUCUAACUCUAUCCGUAAUGAGAUCAACAACUCAGAUGGAGGAAUAGAAAUUUUUAUCGAUGGGAAUUGUCCUUGUUGCACUUUACCAUUGAAGAUGCGCGUCACACAAGACGAUGGCUACAUUACAUUGUUCCGGUGCGGUAAGGGUUUAAGAAUCAUUUUCUGA
Messenger RNA from Thelazia callipaeda (thelaziosis nematode), 3429 nucleotides. The record is from the annotation of a GenBank genome assembly. Lineage: Eukaryota; Metazoa; Nematoda; Chromadorea; Rhabditida; Thelaziidae.